AUGGGAAGGAAAAAAGGCGGAAAGCCUAAGGCAUCCCCUGCCAGAGGCAAACAAUCGGCCGAGAAGCGUCUCAAAGGGAACGACGACAGCCCCGAAGGCCAAAACAGCGCCAGUUCCAUCGAUGACGCGGGUAAACGUGUCGCUGAUAGCACCGAAACUGAUCAUACCGGUGGUGCCGACGAUGCCAACGAUGUCACUGACUUGAAUUCUGAGAAGAGUGACGAAAGCUCUGAGGAUGAAGCUGAAGCGAAAAAGCAGCGCCACAAAAGACCUAGAAGAAGCGAGUGGGCACUUGCGCUCAUUCAAGCCUUCGUUGGGGAAGUAGGAGCUAAAGUCAAGGACGCUCUACAGUCAGAUCCUCCGGACCUUACCGCAGUUGAAUCACUUUUAUCUGGGCUUAAUAAGGACAUCCAAUCCGCCAACCAUGCAAAUCAAGCUCAUCUGACCGAUGGACUUUUAAUGGUCAAUAUGUAUAGACAUACGUACGACGGAUGGGCGGCAAAGAUCGGCAUGGCCGAUGUGCAAGACAAUGCCGAGAAAGGUUGGAGAGCAUAUGAUGCGACGCUGGAACUUCUUCGUGUCUUCAACCGCGAAAACGGCCUGCCUAUUGACUGGGUCUUUUCACCUGCAGCGACACAGACAAUGUUUGGAGAGAGGCCGCCAAGUGUGAUUGAGCCAUCUCCCGAUCUGGAAAUGGACUCCGCCGUCGAGUAUGAAAGCGAAAGUGAAAGCGAAAGUGAGAGCGAAGCUGGAAUCGACGGCAUUGACGCUUUGGAAAAAAGGAUGCGGAAGGAGUACAGCUCAUUGUCAAGGGGGAAAGUCCUCUACUGGUGGCCGGUGGGGACAGGCACUCAAAUCUUUGUGCGAUACGGCUCCAAACGGAAGGCCAUAUACCGUGUGCGGGCGGGGUCCUCCAUGCCAUACAGUGAGCACGACACCGAGCUGGUUUUGGGCCAGACUCGUGGGAACAAGAAGAUGAUCAUAAAAGAUGAUAGAGGAAGUAUAAGAGAGGCAUGGGAAUACACCCGAAAUCAAGUUGAUGACAUCGUUGGGGUUGGCUGGAAAAUCGAAGACGACGACGAAGCCGGAGUGAACGCAUUGGAGCUGAUUCGGCCGAGGAAAUGCGCAAUGUAUCCCCAUACUCGAGUCGUCGUGAAAUGGAAAGAUGGUCAGACAAGUCUUGAGCGCAGAGGGUUUGUCCGACGGAUUGCCAAUGGAACGAGCCUCAACGGGGACCGAAUGAUCUACCUGAAAGCGAGAGAAAUGGAGAAGACUUACUGGGGAGACGAAUUUGAUGGCGAGACCGAGGAGAGCGACUCGGGCAAUGAGACCGAGACCACCCAGUCGACGAAAAGAUCUCGACACCUACGGCACCGAAGUCGUCCGUCUCGCAGACAUUGGCAAGACAGCGAUAGCUCUGAGAGUGAUGCUGAUUCGGAAACCUCUGAAUCCAGUUUGGAGUCUAAACCCAGAAGGUCACGUCGACACAAGGUCUCCAAUGCCAACAAACACAGAGCAGGUAAGAAAUCUAGGAGAUCAGGUCAAGAAGAUCGUCAGAUCCGCAUGCUUCAAGAUCUCUUGGAGCAAUUGACAACCAAGAGAAACUCCGAUAGACCGAGUGAGCGGUCUCGCCGUUCUCGAGGCGUCCGUCGUAGCAACAAGCCAUAG
Molecule: messenger RNA, 1668 nt
Organism: Aspergillus thermomutatus
Lineage: Eukaryota; Fungi; Ascomycota; Eurotiomycetes; Eurotiales; Aspergillaceae
Exons: 1
Coding region: 1-1668 (555 amino acids)
Source: RefSeq, a predicted model, not a curated record